GCGCUGCAUGAUUCUCGUGCAAAACCCUCGCAAUUCAAAGAUACGAAAGCUCCGCACUUUGCCAAACUUUUUCCGAAGAUCGUCUUGUAGAAUUUUAUUUCGAGGCUUUAAUACAAUAGUACAUAGGUUUCGUACAACAGCAUAUGAUGCCUCUUCAACGGUUCCAGUUGAACCGCUCUCGGGCUCUAGAACAGUGGAGGACUUACACAAAAGUGUUUUGUGCAUGUAAAUGAUUUGAGGAAGUCGAAGUUUCCGGCACAGAUAAAGAAAAAUAAUCGUACUAGACUCCUUGACCUUGUUCUUUCUCAUCUGGUUGACGAAGGACGAAGGCGGCAAAAAAAAAAAUGAACCGAACCGGCAUGGGACCUAAAGCUUUGGCCGCCCGCUCAUGAUGUGUUAGAAUCUCAACUGUUACGAUGAAAUGCAGCGCGGGACCACUACCGUUUUGGAGACAGGAGCAUUUGUAGAGCAUUUUCCACACCGCUCUGAAUAAAAUUGACGAAGCUCGCCGUUCUCUAGUACUACGGCGUGAAGCACACCGGCACCGUAGCGCCAUGACCUCUCCCAAAAAUUCUACCCGGAAGUCUACCACGACGAAAUGGGUCCAGGAAAUCAACUGGUCCAUGCUGGCCACGUGGGUCACGCUUUUCACCACGGUGCUUUUCAACCUGCAGUUUCAGUUCAUCUACCGCAAUAUGCAGCAGGGGCCACUUUUCAACACCUUACUGACGGAGUACUCCGACCCGGUGAUACUCGACGCGCUCGACCUUCUGGAAGAUUUCCAAAAGGCGUCGGCCGGGGCGGUCGCCAAGGGUGCCGGGGUGGGGCUCGGGGGAUCGGGACUCAGUGAGAAAGGGGCGAACAGUAUCCAAGGAAAAAGCUGUAUUUAGUGUAGCUGUCUUGUUCAGGUGACAGCAUGACAAAUUCGUUCUGCAUGACCACAGAGAAAUCCUGUCAUGCACAGCUUGUAUGUGAAAACAUAAACAUCUUUGAAAAAAAAAAAAACAGGACAGUGUGGGUGGCAUGAGAAGUGUAACUGCUUAUACAUUUUCUGCAUCACAGACUUACACUUACAGAGUUUUCUUCUUGCAUAAACAGCUUCGGGACGGAAAACUGGCAAUACGCCUACGACUUAUGCGCAGAAAAAAGUGUUUUUACAGUUACGCAUUGUAUUGCGGGCCAAGCAUGACAGAAUUUUUCUGUCAUGCACAAAAUGCUUGCGCGCCUCGUUUCUUCUGUGUUUUCCCUUAUUAUCUCUCUUGUGCAUUCCACGGCAUUCAGAGAAAGUCUGUGUUGCUGAACUUACAACAAAUGCGUCACUGUAACUGUAUACACUUUUUUCUGGCCGCGAUAAGAUUUCCUGGAAUUGCAGUACAUAAACCACUACGCAUUGGUGCAAAUAGGUCUGGGUCUGGGAAGUAAUGGAGAUCUUGUCAGGCGUGCCUUGCAUGUUUUUUGCUGAAGAACCACUACCGCUAGUACCGCAUCAAAAGGUUUCCAGACCCAGAUCGGUAUUUGCACUGCAUAAUCACCCCCGAGGACGGGAGAUCGACCACGCAAGACGAAGGUUGAUCUCCUGGUACAGCAAGGUACAGAAGUUGAAGUUGUAAAUAAAUGCUAUUCAUUUUAAUAGUCACUCAGCAACUUCUCAUGCGGGCAAUGAAGCAGCUUUGCGUUGGUAUUUUGUCAUGCCAAAAAGUUUGCGAGUGUUUAUGUUCUGUUGAUGAUGUCAGUAUCAAAACAGGUACGGCUUUUCUUCGAGUUUGAUCUGCUGUCCUCGUCUUACCUGGGCGUCAUCCCGGGGGAACGGCGGACGCAGUUUUUUCUCUCCAUCGUGGAGCCUCUGGACACCCUCUCCCGCGCGAUCGACUUACGGCCGCCAAACCCAGUCUUCGAAUUUUUUCGCGAGCAGUACAACUUACCGAAGCGCGACAUCGAGCUGGAUUGGACCCGCGUACCGGCUUAUGCAAAGAAAAAACUGUUUCACUGUGAUGAUUUUGCAAGAUCUGCAUCACAAGUUUGUUACACACGACACUGAAAUUUUGUCAUGCGCACUUCCCAAGGGAAAACACGGUGGAAAAUCCAAUGCCUUGCAUGUAUAGCAAGACAAAUAGUUUUGUGCUUCAUUUUCUGCAUCACAGGUUCACAGUGAAGCAGUUUUUUCUCAGGAUACGGCGUAUGCAAAGAAGAAGAAGACGUUACAGUUCAUCGACGUCCACAUGAUUGUGUUGUAGAAGAUGAAAGCAAUAUUGCAAAGAAGUCCUGUCAUGCGGAGAAUGCAUUAUAUGUUUAUGCAAGUUUCUCUUGUCCUCCCGCAGAAGACCAAAUUUGUGUUGCUGAAUAUGCAAACAGAAUGUUUAACUGUAACAGCUUUUUUUUCCUUGGACGCCGCGAGUCUACAAUUUAAGAAGCAAGAACACGACGCGAAAAGGAGAAGUAGCAAAGCCCGGGGAGCAGAACAGGAGGGGGGAAAGGGCAAGGAAAAUCUCGUCUCACCCGCGGGUGGUCCUGCUGGAGCCGCGUCCGGGAAAAGUACUAGGGUAGCUUCGGAUGUAAACGAAGAUGCAGGGAAUUUGGAGAAAGAUCCGGUAAGAAGUACAGUAGACGGCGCAUCCUGGGCGCCCGCUGGAGCACGACCGGUAGAUGUUGAACCGGACCAACAAGGUCGGGGCGAGGGUAGUAGCGGUGCUCACGCAGAGCUGUGAAUCGAAGAUGAAGAAUUUCUCGGCGCAAAAAGAAAAACAAGCUAAGUAGAGCACCAUCUUCCAUCGCGGCGGCAAAAGCAAUUCGACGGUGGCCCAGGUUGAAAUGGUUUAUUUCAGGCGGGCCUUUCUUGCACUUAGUUGUAAGUACCACCCUCGGCCACUCCGGGCCAACUCCGACGUCGACAUUGUUUACUGUUGCUUCGUCGGACGACGAGUCCUUGUACAUCAAAGAAACCUCCAUCUACACCUGAAACAACUCCGCCAGCAACGCGUGGUCGACCAAAUAAGCUGCAUUUUUUGUGCAAUGAAAGAAGAUUGUUCCAUGUGUACUUCUUGAUGAUGCAAUGUUUCAUGCCGGGUCUAUUCCCAGCAGGGCAUAGAAAUCAGGCCGUCUAUUUGAAUUCAUCUCCGCAGAACAACUCCAUCUCUGCGCUUCCGCGGAAGAAAUACUAAAAUGAAUUGCAGCUGUUGUAGUCCUUCUUCGCGGCCGCGCAACCUUUUGGAAAAAGCGAACUACGCCCGGAAAUAAAUGAAUGAGAGCGCAACAAGAUGAUGAGAAAAAACUCGUUCUUAUUCCCCGUGUUGUGGGAAAGGACCCGG
Molecule: messenger RNA, 3305 nt
Organism: Amoebophrya sp. A120
Lineage: Eukaryota; Dinophyceae; Syndiniales; Amoebophryaceae
Source: the annotation of a GenBank genome assembly